AUGGAAAGAAAUCUAUUUAAGAGGAAGGUUACUGAAAAUCAAUCAUCAUCAUCAUCUCCUUCAUCACCACCAACAAUGUCUCCACCUUCCCGCCCAACUUCCUUCAUCCCAAAACAUACAUCAUCAUCAUUCUCCGAUAAUAGAAUUUCAUCUUCAAUACAACAACAAAAUGAUGAGGCUUUUAAACCAGAAGUUGACUAUGCUAGUCAUGGUUUAGAGCAACAUGAUGUAGCAGUGGAGGGAAGAGGAGUUUUCCGAAUGUAUACAAUGAAUCAUUUGCAUCAUCAAAAUACUAAUAACGAACAAUCAAACACUAAUACAACAACAACAACAUCACUUCCUGCUCACUUGAUAAAAACAAGAAAAUGUGAGAGUGUUUUGGUAUUUAUUCAUGGAGCUGGGUUAUCUUCCUUGUCUUGGACUUUGUGUAUGCAAAAUUUAAGACAAUUAGUGAUUAGAAGUGGAAAUACUAAUAAUGUAAAUAUUAAUUUUAUGAGAUCACCUCCUACUCCAAUAGAGAUGGGAAUGGGACAACCUAAAUCCGCAUCAGAAGCCUUUAAUGUUGAUGAUUAUGAAUAUUGUGCAAUGGAUUUGAGAGGACAUGGAGCUAGUCAUACGGAAAAGGAUUCUGAACUCAGUAUUGAUACAUUGGUGGAUGAUAUUAUUGCUCUUUUACAACAAGUAUAUAGAGGAAAGAAGAGAAAUUUCAUAUUGAUUGGCCAUUCACUUGGAGGAUCAAUAGCUGUACGAUGUGCUCACAAAAUGGACAUCAUAGAGGAACAGGAGACCAAGUCUGGCACUGUACAAUCACACGAAUUAAUGACAGUGAAAGGAGUGGUUGUUAUUGAUAUGGUUGAAGGAAGUGCACUGACAAGUCUGCCAAACACUAAGAAAUUCAUCGAAUCUAGACCAAACAAAUUCAAAAACAUGGAAAGUGCCAUCAAAUGGUCCAUUCAACAUGGUGUUGUCAAUAAUAUUUCGAGUGCUGUUAUUAGUAUACCUUCACAAUUGAUGCAUGUUGAGGAGGGAAAUUAUUAUACUUGGAGAACUAAUCUGACAGAUUCGGAAGAAUAUUGGACAGCAUGGUUUACAGACAUGUCACAGAUUUUCCUGGAAGUCAAAGGAUUGAAAUUGCUCAUGAUUACAUCGACUGAUAUUCUGGAUAAAGAAUUAACAAUUGCCCAAAUGCAAGGUAAAUUCCAAAUGAAAGUUCUCAACAGGUCAGGCCAUUGCAUUCAAGAAGAUGAUCCAGCCCAUUGCAGUGAAGUUAUCUUUUCCUUUUUGCAUCGAUUUAGAUUGUAA
Molecule: messenger RNA, 1302 nt
Organism: Naegleria gruberi
Lineage: Eukaryota; Heterolobosea; Eutetramitea; Acrasida; Naegleriidae
Exons: 1
Coding region: 1-1302 (433 amino acids)
Biological process (GO): protein demethylation
Molecular function (GO): protein methylesterase activity
Source: RefSeq, a predicted model, not a curated record